CGGCCUCGGGGGCAGGAAGCAUGGCUGCGGGGUCGGAGCUGGGGGCCGCGGCUGGCUCGCUGCUGCUGUGCGCCGGGCUGCUGGGCGCGGGCUGCGCGCUGGGCCUGCGCCUGGGCCGCGGGCGGGGGGCGGCGGACCGCGGGGCUCUCGCCUGGCUCUGCUACGACGCCCUGGUGCACUUCGCACUGGAAGGCCCUUUUGUCUACUUGUCUUUCAUAGGAAACAUUGCUGAUUCUGAUGGCUUGAUUGCCUCGUUGUGGAAAGAAUAUGGCAAAGCUGAUGCAAGAUGGCUUAAUUUUGACCCAAACAUUGUGUCUUUGGAAAUUCUGACUGUUGUCCUGGACGGGUCUCUGGCACUGGUCCUCAUUUACGCCAUAGUCAAAGAGAAAUAUUAUCGGCAUUUCAUACAGAUUACUCUGUGCGUGUGUGAAUUGUAUGGCGGGUGGAUGACCUUCGCCCCGGACUGGCUUAUGGGAAGCCCCAACCUCAACACCAACAAUUGGCUCUACUUUUGGCUCUAUCUGGUAUUUUUCAAUAGUGUGUGGGUUCUGAUCCCAGGACUGUUACUGUGGCAGUCAUGGGUAGAACUCAAGAAAAUGUAUCAUAAAGAAACCAGCUUAAAGAAAAAGUUUCAGUGAAUUUUCAAAAAUCAUAAACA
Molecule: messenger RNA, 658 nt
Organism: Molossus molossus (Pallas's mastiff bat)
Lineage: Eukaryota; Metazoa; Chordata; Mammalia; Chiroptera; Molossidae
Gene: EBPL
Product: EBP like
Exons: 4
Coding region: 21-638 (205 amino acids)
Biological process (GO): sterol metabolic process
Cellular component (GO): membrane; endoplasmic reticulum
Molecular function (GO): cholestenol delta-isomerase activity
Source: RefSeq, a predicted model, not a curated record